Ochlerotatus camptorhynchus is the source of this 6267-nucleotide messenger RNA. RefSeq names its product ras-specific guanine nucleotide-releasing factor 2-like. Gene Ontology annotation, molecular function: protein binding; guanyl-nucleotide exchange factor activity. Gene Ontology annotation, biological process: Ras protein signal transduction; positive regulation of GTPase activity. Lineage: Eukaryota; Metazoa; Arthropoda; Insecta; Diptera; Culicidae. Gene Ontology annotation, cellular component: plasma membrane. The annotation marks the transcript as partial. The transcript has 21 exons. The record is from RefSeq and is a predicted model, not a curated record.
ACCGUGGUCGUGGAUAUACUGGUUGGAAAUCUUAAUUUUUUUUGGUGAUGUGCUACAACUGCCUUCCCCAGCCUUUUUCCUUUUCGGUACCUGGAAUAGGGCGGUGAAGCUGUAUCACUUUUUCCUUCUUUUCAUCACUGACAAAAACACACAGGAUUUCACCUAGGCAGUAGGAGGAAAGUGUGUGUGUAUCUAUAAAUAGUGUUGUUGAAAGGUAGUGAAACGGUGAAAGGUUCUACUGUCGAGGAAGGAUACAAUCGAAGUGAAUGAAAAAUACAUUAGUGAAAAAUAAACCCAUCGCAAAAAAUCCACAGGAAACCGGAAAAAAAAUUUACCACGAGCUAGCGAAGGCAGAUUCCGCCUAACGCCUAUUUGAAGCCUCGAAACGUUCAUCCCAUCAUAAUGGCCAUCAUCAGUGGCAGUAGCAGUGGUGAUGUGCUGAGGCUGUGAACGUACAAACGUGCAUCCCCGGGUGGGAGAAUAUUCCCACGCGACGCCCGCCGUCGGUCGUCUUCUGCAGCAGAUUAAAGUUGUUUGUCUUACACCCUCUGCCAUGGCUCGUUGGCUAUUCAACUAGUGGGUACUAUCUAGGAGCUGGUGUGUACUGCACGCGGUAUCCGUAAACCACCUGUCGAUUGUAAUUAAAAGUGAUUUUUAUCGACGGUUCACAUUUCCUUCGGAUAUCCAGUUUCCACAAAAAUCUGAAUGCUGCGGAGAAAAGAAAUAGUCUGCAUGAAUAUGUAGAAUAAUCAUUACAUUGUAGCCACAUACAUGGCCGACAAACCGAGGUGAUUCCUUGGUCUUAGAGGUUCGACAGCAAAGGAGCUUAUCCUUCACUAGUUUUUAAGCUCGCAUAAAUCAGUCGAGGGGGCUGAAACAAUUCUGAUAGAAAUACAGAUCAAUGACAAUUCAUCACAACGAUAUCGAGUGAACAUCAUUUAAAACAUUAUUCAGGUGCAUAUUUCGACGGUGUGACAUUUAGGAACCGUUAUUCUACUACAUUGCCAUCGUUGAAGAAGCACGCACCAAACGGAAUGAAAAUUAAAGUGUAAGUGUAAUUUCCCUCUGGUGUAAUUGUGAAAUUUAUACUCGUCUGUUUGGGUGUCACCGAGAAGCAUGAAAAGCUUUCAUUGUUGAGUUUAGUGCCGAAGAAUCCGCUGUUGCGUUGGUAACGCCAUAUCGAAACGAUCGGGCUAUAAAGGAGACAAACGAGAAGAAAUCAUAAUUAAGAAGAAGGUGGAUGAUUUGAAGCACAGCCGACGUUUGUUGCUCGUGUCAAUGAGAGCGUUUAUGCGAUGGAUGUAGCAGCUGGCAAGAUCUUCAUUCCACCCACCACUGACGGGUGACAACGGUGUGCACAUUAACAAAACGGAGUAAAACGAGGUGAACACGUGCUGGGUUUCGCAAUUAAUUUUCGUCAAACGGGAUUCGACUCGUUGCUAAUGCAGUGUAAGAUCGGGCACGUUGUUGCUUGUGUGUGCGUGCCGUUGAAAACGCUGGAAGAAAAGUACGAGUGAAUUUAAUCAACCAUAAAAACUCAUCGGUGCUCAUUUUCUGGUUAAACGACCCGCGAAUGUGCAAAAGUUUGGUUGAAUGAUUAAACAGCUUGUGGAAAAGUUCUCUCGAUUGUAAAAUUCAUCGAAGUUGUGAUUACGUUUAAGUGGAAACCGUUAAUUCUGGUUGGUGGGGCAUCCGCUCCUCGAAAACGGAUAUUGUCUGUUCGAUUUCUGAGUGGAAAAAGUACAAGGAGGUGCCUCCCGCCGGUUAUAAAUGCUCAGCCCUAAAAUGCAGCGAUCCGUUCGUGUCAACGAGCAUCAGCUGAUUAUGCUGUCCGAUCGGGCGCAGUAUGAUCACUCGAUGCAUGGAUACUUACACAAACGAACAGCAGACAAUAACAAAUGGCAGAUGAGAUGGUUCGUCCUGUACCAGAAUCUGCUGUUCUACUAUGAAUCGGAACAAUCAAGCCGUCCUUCCGGGUUGAUCUUUUUGGAAGGAUGCUACUGCGAACGGCUUGUUUCAGCCCCCUCGUCAAUGUCCGGUCCGCCCACUGGCAGUGGUGGCGGACAGGGAUCCAAAGCCAUCAAGGAGGAAAAGUUGCAGCACUGCUUCACAAUUUGCUACAGACGUGAAAAUCAACGACAGUACGAGCUGCGUGCCUCCACAGAGUCGGAAUGUUCAGCGUGGAUAAUUGCCAUCAGAGAAGCAAGCUUCAACAAACUGCUGCUGCAGAAGGAAGAGCUUGAACAAAAGCACGUCCACCUGCUUCAGGUCGUCGAAAGCGAGAAGACGGCCAAAUGGCAGUACACUCAACAGUGCGAAGAGCUCGCAUCCGAAAUACGGAAGCUGAGAUCGGAGAUAUGUGUGCUACGCAAAGAAACCCGCUCCAGCUACUCGGCCACUCCAGUGGGUCGGGGCAGUUUUAGCAUUCCAGGUGAAAGCCACGACGAGCACUCUUCACUUCCGGGUCUGUGCGCUUCCGUGCACGAUUCCAUCGAGCUGAGGAAGAUUAAGAAGGUGCAGAGCUUUUUUCGCGGUUGGCUGUGCCGGCGCCGUUGGAAGCAAAUUGUCGAGGAGUAUAUAAGGUCACCGCAUGCCGAGAGCAUGCGAAAACGGAACCAUCUGGUUUUCAGUAUGGUCGAAGCGGAGGAGGAGUACCUGGAGCAGUUGGAGGUACUCGUUGCGUGCUUCCUCCGCCCGUUCAAAAUGGCUGCCAGCUCGAAGCGUCCUCCCUGUUCCCACGAAGACGUAAACUCCAUCUUCCUGAACGGGGAAACGGUUUUGUUUCUGCAUCAGAUCUUCCUGAAGGGCCUCACAUCGCGACUCGAAUCCUGGCCAACGUUGGUGCUUGGGGAUUUGUUCGACAUGCUCCUGCCCAUGCUGAGCAUCUACCAGGAGUAUGUACGCAACCAUCAUUACAGUCUUCAGGUGCUAACCGAGUGCAAGAGCAAUCCUAACUUUGCAACCGUACUGAAAAGGCUGGAAGCAAAACCCACCUGUCAGGGCCGCAGCCUGGAAACAUUUCUCACAUAUCCGAUGCACCAGAUUCCUCGGUACAUAAUCACUCUGCAUGAACUGCUGGCCCACACUCCGCAUGACCACGUGGAACGGAAGAGCUUGCAAAAUGCGCGGCAACAAUUGGAAGACCUUUCGCGCCAAAUGCACGAUGAAGUUUCGGAGACGGAAAAUCUUCGAAAGAAUCUAGCCGUGGAGCGCAUGAUCGUCGAGGGGUGUGACAUUUUGCUAGACGUGAAUCAGGUGUUUGUAAGACAGGGAAGUCUUGUGCAAGUUCCACCAGGUAGAGGCAGGAUUCGCAGUCGAUUGGCUUCGUUCAAAAGCGAACGUGAUGCGGUUCGGCAGUGCUUUCUUUUUUCGAAUCAUAUGAUUAUAGCAACUCGAACAUCCGGUGGGCGAUUGCACCUACUACCGGACGUGGGUAAAAUUCCGCUGGCGGAUGCAACCCUCGUCGAAGAUCCAAGUGAAGUGCACCCUGAGGACGAAGAUGCUUCCGUGUGCUCCGCCUCUACCAGGGGCAGUACGCUGAGUGUGACUGAGUCUGUCAAUGCUGGGAAUCGAGAUUUCAAGAUAUUCGUUGAAACAAAAUCUGGAGCUAGGCAUAGCAUACAUUUGAUUGCACCGACCAUCCAGGACAAAGAAGCCUGGAUCAGUGAUAUAUCACAGUGUUUGGAUAAUAUUCACAUGCACUCGCUUCUUUCACCGGGGAUCGGUGGUUCAUCUGGAGGACAUCAAGCGCUACGUGCCGACCCGAGAUUAUUCAAGGAUGACGUUGAUAUUCGUUUCUCGCGAACGCUCAAUUCGUGCAAACUACCUCAGGUUCGUUACGCAACUCCAGAACGAUUACUGCAACGGUUGACUGAUCUACGGUUCCUAUCGAUUGACUUUUUGAACACGUUCCUGCUCACUUAUCGUGUGUUCACCGAUGGAGAAACCGUCCUGAAUGCGUUGAAGAGCGUAUUCUAUGAUCCACCGGCGGAACCAACCUGCGAUUGUGACCACCAGACAGACUUUUUGGAACUGCCAUACCAAGAUGGACGCAUGUCGCCGAGGAGAACGUCCGGUGCUAGUUCCGUUUCCGGCUACUGCUCUGAGGGUGCCGAUCGGGAUCGUUCAAUGAGCGGUGACUCGUUUGGACUACGUUUCCGAGGAUCGCGCCGUGGCUAUGCCAGUCAUCAAGGUUCGGAACAGGAAACCCUAUCUUACAUACCGGAGCAGGGUGGUCCGGUUAUCGUUCACGGAGCCUACCAUCACGAUAGUCAAGAGGAAAAGAAAAUCUCUCCAAAAUCGGAAACUGCCCACAUGCAGAGCAAAUCACAGCACCAAAUCCAUCCUCAGCCACAAGAUGAUUCGUAUCUGGCGAUACCGAAAACGAUGGCCGGCUCGAGUAGCUCCGACACUUUAACCGAAGCUGCAAUGAGUGGGCCGUCGUCACCGUCGAACCUGAGCAGUGUCACCUUGGUGGGAUCCACCGGAUCUGGAGGUCAGGAUAAAUCGGAAGCGCAAACACCCACGGAGGAUACGUUCAAAUAUGGUAAAGUACCAGCCGGACCACUGCCAGAACGUGUUAAUCCAAAACAUCGGAAAGAAAGCACACCAACAAUUUGUACGACGGACACUUCUAACAUGACACAGCAACAGCAACAGCAACAGCAACAGCAACAGCAACAGCAACAGCAACAGCAACAGCAACAGCAACAGCAACAGCAACAACAACAACAACAACAACAACAACAACAACAACAACAACAACAACAACAACAACAACAACAACAACAACAACAACAUCAACAACAUCAACAACAACAACAUCCAGCACAACAACAGCAGCAGAUCAAAAUACCUCAAACUCCGCCAACAGUAACAACUACGCCAUGUUACAGUCCUUCCACUGUCCAGCAGCCACAGCUAAUCGCCAAGGAGCAUGCAACGACAGUGUGCCAAAACGGACACGAAGGACCGAAAAUAAUAACUCAACCUUAUCUAGGCACAACAACCACAACAACGGUCACGAUAACGACGACAACUACCACAACGCCUGUCAAAAGUAUCUCACCACCUCAUCUUCUUCCAAUGGACCGGAGGCCGAGCGUUGGACACAACAUUGCCAUUCCACAUGCUGCCCUCUGUCAGCAUCGCCAUAGCUUACAGCUGAACGGCGAUGGUAGUUUCUUCGGGAAGGGCAGCGAAAAGCUUCAGCCACAAAUCAGCAGUCCCCGUCUGACCGCACGGAAGCUCUCCGCUCCGAAAACGCCGGAGCGCCAGCGAAAGAGCCUCUUCGGAACGCCACAAAGGGAACGCGACUCAUCGAGUUCGCGUCGUUUCUCCGAGAGCGAUGACGACAUGGCCACUUCGAUCUUCACGACGCCCCGCGGCUCGGUGGGUGGCGUCUCGCUCAACACCCUCUCGUCCCGGGCGUCCAUGCAGCACGACCACGUUCCGCACUGUUCCAGCAAAGUAGGAGUCGUAAUCACUUCCUAUCGACAAUCGCAGCGCAGUAUGGGGCCUGAUCCCUUGUGGAGUAGCACUUCAACGGCAGCAGCGGCUUUCGCAAUCGCUACCUCAGCUUCCAGCAAUCCUAGGGACGAGCCCCCCGAAGUGGAAGCUAGGAACCGAAAAGAAUCUGUUGUCAGUUCACCGGCUACGAUGCGCGUGCUCAACGUCCUGCGGCACUGGGUGUCCAAGCACUUCCAGGACUUUGAGCAGGACGCAGCUUUGCGCUCACAGACGAUAGCAUUCCUGGACGACAUUACGUGCAGUCCAAACUUAUUGCCAACCGAGCAUAGAGCUGCAUCCCAACUGUUACGACUGCUGUGUCGUGAUGACAUCGACAGCGGGAAACACCACCUUGAUAAGCUGUUGAUGCCACCACAGACACCAAGCAAGGAAAGUAUAGAGACUCUUUCAGCGCUGGAAAUUGCGGAACAAAUGACGUACCUGGAUCAUCAAAUAUUUCUGGCUAUUCGAAGCGAGGAAUUUCUCGGUCAGGCGUGGAUGAAAUCUGACAAGAAGUCACGUGCAGAACAUAUCAUUCUUAUGACAAAACGAUUCAACGAUGGCUCUCGACUGGUGUGCUCGGAGAUCGUAUCGAGGAGCAACAUGGCGGCGCGGGUAGCUGCCAUCGAGAAGUGGACCGCCGUUGCGGACAUCUGUCGUUGUUUGCACAACUUUAAUGGAGUGCUGCAAAUCUGUGCUGCCUUCACCAAUGCGGCAGUGUAUCGACUGAAGAAAACCUGGGACAAAGUACCGAGAACA